CCAACUCUAAGGUGAGAGGACACGGGGGGCAACACUAGCUUCUAGGACACCAGACAAAUCCGAAAUGACGGUUAAGAAGCGCCCUUCAGACCUGACGAGCUUGGAGCGGUUCAACCUCUACUACAAGGAGAAAGAGGAACCGCUGACCAAGGGCCAGAAAGCCAAGCGGUUCAUAUGGAACCCCAAGACCAAGGAGUUCUGCGGGAGGACUGGAUCCAGCUGGUCCAAGAUAUGCCUAUUCUACUUCACAUUCUACAGCGCACUGGCCAUUCUGGUAGCUAUCUGCAUGUGGACCUUCCUUCAAAUGCUGGACCAGAGACAGCCCAAGUGGAAACUCCAGGAGAGCAUCAUCGGCACGAACCCAGGGCUCGGGUUCAGGCCCACGCCUCCAGAGGUCUCCAGCAGUGUGAUCUGGUACAAAGGCAACGACCCAAACAGCCACCAGUUUUGGGUUAGGGAAUUGUCCAGCUUUUUGACAGCGUACAAAAGAGACGGCAAAAAAGCCGGUGCGGGUCAGAACAUCCACAACUGUGACUUCAAGCUCCCUCCCCCGGCCGGGAAGGUCUGUGAUGUGGACAUCAGCGCCUGGGGUCCCUGCGUCGAGGGGAACCACUUCGCGUACCACGCCUCAACACCUUGCAUCUUCCUCAAGCUGAACAAGAUCUACGGGUGGAAGCCAAGCUUCUACAACAGCUCUGAUGCUCUGCCGAAGGCCAUGCCUGAGGACUUGAAGGAACACGUCAAGAAUAUUACCGCGUAUGAUAAGAAUUAUUUGAACAUGGUGUGGGUAUCCUGUGAGGGGGAAAACCCCGCCGACCGCGAGCACAUUGGUCCAAUCCAGUACCUGCCUUAUAGGGGCUUCCCCGGGUACUACUUCCCGUACACCAACCAGGAGGGCUACCUCAGUCCCUUGGUCGCCGUCCACUUUCAGAGGCCGAAGACUGGCAUGCUGAUCAACAUCGAAUGUCGUGCGUGGGCGCACAAUAUAAAGUACGACCGCCACGAAGGCAUGGGUUCCGUGCACAUUGAGAUCAUGAUUGAAUAA
This is a messenger RNA of Amyelois transitella, 1045 nucleotides long. Its product is annotated as sodium/potassium-transporting ATPase subunit beta-2. Gene Ontology annotation, molecular function: ATPase activator activity. Gene Ontology annotation, cellular component: sodium:potassium-exchanging ATPase complex. The transcript is spliced from 6 exons. Gene Ontology annotation, biological process: intracellular sodium ion homeostasis; potassium ion import across plasma membrane; sodium ion export across plasma membrane. Lineage: Eukaryota; Metazoa; Arthropoda; Insecta; Lepidoptera; Pyralidae. The record is from RefSeq and is a predicted model, not a curated record. The coding region runs from base 65 to 1045 and encodes 326 amino acids.